Conger conger (European conger) is the source of this 7534-nucleotide messenger RNA. RefSeq lists its product as uncharacterized. The transcript is spliced from 23 exons. The record is from RefSeq and is a predicted model, not a curated record. NCBI's taxonomy places the organism in Eukaryota, Metazoa, Chordata, Actinopteri, Anguilliformes, Congridae. Bases 227 to 5854 code for a protein of 1875 amino acids.
UCCGCGUUGGAAUGGCUGUAACAUGGCGGAAACUCGAGGUCUAAGCAUCCCAAGUCUGUUCUCCUACCGACACGCGAAAAGAAGCCUUUCUUUCAGGGGCUAGUCGUUGGAGAACAUGGCGGGAUAGUUUCCAAGUAUAUUAUUUGCCUUUUGCAUUCCGGCGCCCGGUUGUAACUAUGAAAGCUGUUUUACGUUUGUCCAGCACUGGUCUGAGAACUCCCUCAAAAUGAGCAGCAACGCAACAGAAUUCCAGAAGCCUUCCCCCUCCCUACCACUGCCUCCGGAUCAUGUGUUAAACUCGGGAGCAGUCACAUUCCCUGGUGCAUUUGACCUGCAAAGUUGUCCUCUGGUGGUGUUCCCAGUAGAGGAACACAAACAUUUUAUCUCAUCUCUGACCCAGGAGGAAGUGGUUGAAUUCAUCAAUUAUUUUUUGCGGUUGCACAACAAAUACCGGGAGAAGGAGUCCAUGGUCUCGGUGGUAGUUGAUUUGCGGCAAGCCACCCUAACCACCACAAGAUUCAUUGCAGAAACCAUCCUCCUCCUUGAGGUCCAUAAGAGGACUAUUCACACACUGUAUGUAGUCCAGCCUAAAAAGAAAGAUGUCCUGAAAUUGUUACUUAAAUUACUGGUGCCAAGCCACUCAAAGCGUCACAUUUCUGCAUCCUUUAAGCGUGUUUUCCUGAAAGAAAUCUUCGAGCUGUCCAACUACAUUGACCAGAGCCAGUUGACUGCUGCAUUGGGAGGGUAUCUAAUUUACUGCCACCAGAGUUGGGUGAUGUUCAUCAAGGAGAUUGAUGCCUUUGUCCAGGACUUCCUGUCUGUUGUACACAGGCUCCCUUCAUGUAUUGCCACCCUACAGACAUUAUCCCAGCAGCCGGUACCAAGCAGCUUUGAGGAGCUAAAAGAGUUCUGUUCUGUAAACGAGGCUAGGUUUCAACAGCUAAGAAGGGAGCUGGGCCUGGAUGACCUCCUGAGGCACUGUGAGCAUGUAGUUGAGAAGCUGCGCUACCCUGAGAAUGAGCCCUGCUACCAAGCCAUGGCUGGCACAGCCCUCUUCACACACACAGCCUAUGACAUGCUGCAGAACUACAGCCGGAUAACGGUUGCUGUAGAGAAAGUGGAGUUGCUGUGGCAACAGGCGUUCUCCAGAGCUCACCUCCAGCUGAAGGUCCUCCAGCUCAGGAAGGAAGCACAGCAGAUUACUGAACAUAUCAACAAUACAGGAAAGGAGAAGCUCCAGCUGUACACAAUAGAGAUUGCUAAAGAUGCUAGGAGAGCAGAAAGUCUGAAACUGGAGUUUGAAAAGUCCAUUUAUACUCCAGCAAUGGCCCUUGUUCGCCGUGCAGAAGAUGUGAUCCAUACCUUUGAGGAGACAAUCCCUCCUGGGGACACCCAGGUCAGGGAAGAGUGGGUGGAUGAUCUGGAGCAUCUAAAGGAGAAUUUCCGCACAUCUGUUGAGCUCCCACACCAAUCCCUCAGAGCAGUCUCUGACUUUUACUAUUACUACAACAAUUCUCAAAGCUGGUACAACAUGGUGCUCUAUGAGAACUUCCUCCAAGAUCUCCUCUGGAGUAGAACCCGUGAUGGCCUCUCAAAUCCGCAUUACACCCAGGGUGUGAAGGCCAGUGGUGUCCCUGUGUGGAAGCAGAAGAUCUAUGAAUUCCUGAAGAAGAAUCCUUCACCUGAAAUGGAUGAUUUGGUCCAGCUUGCCCACCUUGCCAAUAUCAUCCCUGAUGGCCUGCUACAAAAGACAGGGAAGCAACUGUCUCAUCGGUGCAUGAUCCUGAGAAAGUUGCUGACCUUGCCUGGGGCUGUACCUCUCAAUGACCUCCAACUGGCCCUGCAGUGGCAGUAUGAGUUUCUGAAGGGCAAUAAGCGGGAUGUGGAUCCACUGGGUCCCAGAGCACCCAGUAAGGACCAGAAUUGUACAGAAGGCACAACCAGUCUUCCCAGAGACAUGUGUGAUGGACGUACCAGGCAAAGCCCUGAGACUCAGCUCAGCAACCUGAGCAAGUGGGACUCUGGCAAAGAGGUUGCACCAAGUCUGGUUCAAGGGCCUGUGCCACUGUCGGGAAAGCCGCCAUCACUGAGCUCCUUCGACUCCGGGUUUGACGGUGCCGGAAGCAGCCAUUUGGAUGCUGGGGCUGGAAGGGACGGCUGGGAGGGACUUCCCAGGCCACAGGGCACCAGGGAGACAUUCAGACCGAUAGUCAGGCAGCCUCAGAUCCAUGAGGAGAACUUCUCCAGUGUGUCUGACUCUGAAGACUGCAGGGAGGAGUUUCAGUUUGGCGCUGCAGGGGCCGGGAGCAGCUCGAACGCAAGCAUCCAGAUUAUCCCAAAGAUAACCAUGGGCUCACUCAAUUUUGAAAUUAAAGUGAAGCGUUCUGCGACAUUGCCGAAGAACCCGUGGCUCAGCUUGCCUGUGGAGGACCUGGAGAGCUCUUACACAGUCACCAUUUCACCAAAUUCACAGGGCCCCCUACAAGAAUCUGUUCGAAGGCAAGACUCAUCGGAGAGAUCACGGGACCAGCCUACACAAACCGAGGUGCAACCUACUACCCAGGAGUAUUCAGGAGGGGAGGAAGAGUCGAUGCAUGUUGGGGGAAUGGAGGUUGGGCCAAGGGAAAGGGUUGGCAUUCUGCAGGCACAGGAUAGCUUUGAGGAAUUGGACCUAAGCCCCAUAUGCAAUAUCCUAUCUAGCACCAUAACCGAUUCCCAGGACAAACAGGAAAGCACAGUGGAUAGUGUCCCCACUCUCCUCUGGGACUCCUAUGACUUGCAUAACAACAAACCAGAAGCAUACGAAAGGUUGACUGCCUCUUUGACUGGAGGGUCCCUAACCGAUUGGGACCUAAAAGAGCAGGAGGGUCUUAAAGAAGUUGAGGAAAUCCUUGACCGGGCAGCAGGAAUACUACAGGCAAGGGAAGAGGAGAAUGUACUUGCACAGGAAGAAAUGUUAGAUGUUCUGAUGGAGGUGGAGAAUGGCAGAAAGCACUGGGGGUCAUGGGACAGUGAGGAGCAGCUGAAUAUGGUAACCAUGUCCUCUAGUGAUUUACUGGAUGCAGGCAUUGUUGGCUUUGAGGAUGGCCCCCUUCCAACCAGUAUUGAUCAGGGCACUGAAUAUACCCCACCUGAGACAGAGCUCAGUGUCUCUGAUUGCAUCACUGCAGACGACAGCCGUGUAGCUUUUGGGUCAGGGAUGUUGACCAGAGAAAGUGGUAGAUGCCAUGUCCUUGAAGAGCUGAAAGGGCUCCAUAUUCUAGAAGAGAAAAUAAUGGAAGAGAACUUGAAGAUCUGUGAGUUUAGACAAUCUGAGGAAGAGGAGCGACUUAUUGAACGUCAGUCUGAGCAAACCCCAUCAAGAUGCUCAAGUAACGACAGGAAAAUGUUUCUGAGGGAGCUUGAGCAGGAGAAGAGAGAGGUGGAGAAGAUGGAGAACAGUCUAGAUACAGAGAGGGAAAAGGAAAGUAAACUCAAGAACAGGCUAAGCAGAGGUCGUAAAGUGGUGAAAUGUUCAAUCAUGGAUCGAACUUCAAAAUUGAAGAACCUUGAGGAUAAUGCACUGUGUGAUGAGCUUGUUUCAGGUUCUAAGAGCCAUGCCCCUAACAAAAUGCACUUGAUCCCUAAUCAAAACUAUGUUUCAGUUCAGUCCCCUACUAAUGAGAUCUUAAGUUUGAGUAAUCAGGAUUAUGAGGGUAAGCUUGAAGAGUCUCAGAAUGGGAUUUUCACAUUGAGCCAUGCAGAGUUUUCUCUCAGUACUUGUGAGAAUGAUGGCCCCUCUGAAUGUCAUGGUUCCUGUGAUGAAAUGGAUACAUGCAGUUCCUCCGGUAACUGUGAACCUGCUGUGCCCAAUGAUACAAGUUAUAAAUUGGAAGUUGACCGAAGACAAUCCCCUCUGAAUGAUUUAACUCAGUCCAUGAAUUCCCCAAAAAUAAUGAAAGAUUGUCACCCAGGUGAGGCUGGACUACUGGUGGAGUGUGCAACUGUAGAGAAUUCCAAAGGUGAAACACAAGCUGAUGGGGUGCCGCCUGUUCCAGAUGUUUCCUUGAAACCCACGCCAUGUCCCAAACAGGGAGCAUUUGACCCUGGUGGUGACACUCCAAAGGUUCCAGUACCAAAACCUAGGAAGGCAUUGAAACUCUCAAAGGCUGAAGGUGAAGUGGCAAGCCCAGAGGACCUUGGAUGUGAUUUGUUUCUUGCAUCAGAACCCCAAGCGGACGAUCCUGUCGCAACAGCACUCCUAAAUUCAGAAGCACUUAGGACACCUCCAAAACCUAAAGAGCGAAAAAACAAACUGUCAACUAAACCUCAAGCUCCAGAUUUGACCCCAAACAUGAAGGAGGACAGUAAUAAUAACAAUAACACUACUUCAGGUACAGGCCAAAAUGUAUGUAUAGCCCCAGAAAGCACUGGCCUAGAAUCUGUUGAAGGGUCUUCCGUGUCCUCAGCCACAAAACCGGUUUCUCUAAAUUACCUGCAAGUGCAGCUGGAUGCAUGCAAUACCGUGGUCUCUGAAAAUGCUUUCAGUAUAAACCCAGCUCUCGAGGAGAGGGAAUCCUCUCCACGAGUCUCCCCUGAAGGCUCCAUGCUGGAAUUUGAUGGACUAUCAAACAGAACUGAUGUACAGAGUGCAGUGGAUAUACCUGAGGUCCCAUCUCUGAGAAGUGUAGCUGUGGCAAGGUCUGUCUGCAGGUCGCCUCUCAAUGAGAGCCAGCUCAGCAUCAACAUGAAUGCGAUUAUGGACUUCAAAACCCCAAUCAUUCUGGAUACUGGAUCAGGUCUGGUGAAGGCUGGUUUUGCUGAUCAGGACCUCCCAACUACCAUAUUCCCUACAGUCAUUGGAAUACCCAAAUAUGAAGAGGUCAUGAAUGGGAACUUUGAACGGGAGUCUUACAUUGGACAUGAGGCACAGCAUAUGAGGGGAGUCCUUGCCCUGAAGUAUCCAAUGAGGAAUGGCAUAAUUCGCAACUGGGAUGAAAUGGAAAAGAUCUGGCACCAUACUUUCCAGCAGAUGCGUGUGGACCCUCAGGAUCACCCCGUAUUGCUGACAGAGGCAGCAAUGAACCCCCGGGAGAACAGACAGCGCAUGAUGGAGCUCAUGUUCGAAACUUUUGGUGUGCCUUAUGCCUAUGUGGCUAUGCAGGCUGUUUUGGCCCUGUAUGCUGCAGGGAGAACAACAGGUGUUGUGUUUGAAUCUGGGGAUGGAGUAAGCCAUAGUGUGCCAGUGUAUGAGGGCUACUGUCUACCUCAUGCAGUGCAACGCUUUACCCUGGCUGGCAAUGAUGUCACACUCCACCUCAGAAAGCUGCUGCAGGAGCAAGGUGUGUCUAUGCGUACGUCAGCAGAGCUGGAGAUAGUACGGGAAAUGAAGGAGAGGUGCUGCUGUUUGGCCCAGGACUAUGACGCUGAGCUGGUCUGUGGGGGGCCUGCCAGCAGGGAGAUGUUUUACACCAUGCCUGAUGGACAGGUCAUUCGCCUCACCACUGAGAGGUUCAGGGCACCAGAGAUCCUGUUUAAGCCAGAACAGAUUGGACAAGACAGCUAUGGGAUUCAUGAGAGCAUUUUCAGAUCCAUUCUUCAUACUGACAUUGACCUUCGAAAGAGUUUUGUCGGGAAUAUAGUUUUAUCAGGUGGCAAUACUCUCCUCGCUGGUUUGCCCCAGCGUCUCCAGAGCGAAAUCAAGAAAAUGGUGCCUGCACAACUUGGGGAGAAUGUACGGGUGACUUGUCCUGAGGACCGUGAUUUCUCUGUGUGGCGUGGAGGAGCUGUGCUGGCCAGCCUCCCUGUGUCAUGGAUCAGUCAAGAGGAGUAUGAGGAGUAUGGCCCUCCGAUUAUCUUCAGGAAGUGCUUCUAAGCAGGCUUGAGCCUGCAAUGCUGCUGCGAAUUCUCACAAGUGCAAUACAGCUUUGUAAUGGUGCCAAGUUUCUGAGCUUUUUUUUUUUUUUUUAAUCAUUUAAAACAAAUUGUAUUACGUUUUAAUUGGUUCUGAUGUAUACCUUUCUAUUCAUAAGCAUACAAAUUAAUUUGAGUAACUCAGUGUUAUUCAAUGUCUGAAAAUCCUGGCUUUACACCAAGAUAAUAUAUUUACAUUAUUCCUAAGUAUUACACAGAACAAACUUCUAAGCGAUUGGGGCUUGCAAAUUACAUUAAUUCAUGGUGCUACGGUAUCCCUAUUUCUGUUGCCUGAAAAUGGAUUUGAAUUAUUGGAUGUGUAGUGUAGAGCAAGAGAUGCAGCACCCCCCCCCCCCCUUCAUUUAAAUCAGGCUAGUCCUGUUUAGCGCUGAAGUACACAAUUAUUUUUAUAUUAAUAUUAUAGUAUUUAUAUAUGUACAUUUUGUAUAUCCACAAAACAUCUGGAAACAUUAGUUACAUUUGGAGGGAAGCUAUUAUCCACAAAUUCAUGUACUGUGGUCUGAAUUGAGUCAGGCGCCUUGGGGUGUAUAUACCAUACCAUUUGUUUUAUGCAUUGAAUAUAUGCUUGCUAAAAUUGGAAAUUUGUCUAAAUGUGAUGUCUAACUUGGUGGCAUAUUUGGGGUAUUUGCUCUUUCUGUCCUUGGGACCACUGCAUGUGAAGGGCCAUUUUAUCUAUCCAUUCUUACCGAUCUUGAGGCAGAUUCCGAAUGAGUGCUUUGGUGCAUCAUAUUGAUACAUCCAUGAUGUAUGCUUACCUGUCUUUGUCCCUAGUUUUCCCCUGGGUUAAAUGUCAGUGGGUUUAUCAAGAUAACUGGCUUUACUGAUGUCCUCAAGCGCUCAAUACUCAAUACUGCUCAGUAUGCUCAAUGCUCAAUACACAAUACUCUUUUCUCUAUGAUGUAGAAAUAUUUUUAUCGGAUUUAUCUUGUUCACGUGUGGCUUGAUGCACUCUAGAUUACCAGCAAAAUAUUUUUGAUUAUUUGUGUGCAUUCUGUGAAAUUGCAGUUUUAAUUCACUUGAAUCAAGAAUGUAAUUUGUGCAGCAUUGUGUUACUGUAUUUGUGCGAUUAGAUUAUGUAGUAUUAAGUGUAGAUUGAUAUGCCAUCUGAAAAGAAAUGAGUAAUUGUACCACCUUAAAUGUUAUACAUGCUUUGGAUCCCUGAUGAUAAAUCUGUUAAGUGAGGCGUUCUGACAAAUCGAUGCAUCAACCCAUUAAUGGUAUUGUAGAAAUGGAUAUAUUGUGGUAAGCACACUUUUUCACUAUUUAAAUAUUUUCCUUUGAAGCACCAUUUUCUGCAUGUGUUAAUAUUUUUAUAACCAUGUUACAAUACUUAAAUGGGGUUGAUGCGUGACUCAAUCUCAGGUUUGAAAGCGGGUCAUUUGGCAAUGUACAGGAUAAAUAUUGUAAGAGCCUUGUCCAAGGACUUGACAAUUUAUGGCUUUUCGGUUCAUUGAACCGCACAAACCUAUUUAGGCACAUGGGUACAAUGUAAAAUUUUAAUUCUGGAAUGUUCCCAAGUGGAAUAUUUCAGUCCAAAGCACUUGCUUAUGCUCAAUUUGUUAACCAAGUUAUGUCUUGUCUUACAUGUUUAUGUUUUUAUAAUAAAUUAUUUUACAAGCAA